This is a messenger RNA of Stylophora pistillata, 1697 nucleotides long. RefSeq names its product phytanoyl-CoA dioxygenase domain-containing protein 1 homolog. Lineage: Eukaryota; Metazoa; Cnidaria; Anthozoa; Scleractinia; Pocilloporidae. The record is from RefSeq and is a predicted model, not a curated record.
AACAGGACAUGAAAUUUUAAUUUGCUUUUCUUUGUUUUAGUCCGGUAGACAAAGAAUUGUUAUUGAAAUUAUUAGGUUGUUUCGAUUCUUGCUAAUGAUGCCAGCUUGCACUUCUGCCCAACCAGAACUGUUUACAAAUCCUCCGGAAAAGUGGAGCUCCGCGCAAAAGAAGGGACAACUCUCCGAUGAACAAGUCCAACAGUAUUUCAGUGAGGGAUUUCUAUUGGUUCCAGAAUUCUUUGAAAGGAGUGAAUUAGAACCCAUCAUCACAGCUAUAUGUGAAUUAGUGGAUAACCUGGCAGAAAAACUCCACAGUGCUGGAAAAAUCAAGGACAAGUACAAGAAUGCUACAUUUUACGAUAGACUGACUUUGAUCGAGAAAGAAUUCUCAGGGGCAGCAGUUCUGCUGCAUAAGAAUGGAAUUAUGCCAAAAGCUUUUCAAGACCUGUGGACCAACCAAAGGCUGCUGAAUGUUAUAGAACAGUUUAUUGGACCCGAAAUUGCUGGGCACCCUGUUUGGAACUUGAGGACAAAGACUCCAAAAAACUCUCAAGUAACUGUUCCCUGGCACCAAGAUUCUGCCUACCUGACAUCAGCAGCCUGUGAAGUUCUUCAACCCACAGCAUGGAUUCCACUGCUAGACACCAACAGGACAAAUGGUUGUAUGCAGGUAGCACGUGGAGGUCAUAGAAAAGGUAUCUUAGCAACGCACACAUGUUGUGCGGGAGGUACAUGGUAUGUGGACCUUGCAGAAGAAGAAAUGAGAAAGACUUUAGAUGUGGACUUUGAAAAAGACAUCGUUCUUUGUGAAGUUCCAUUUGGUGGUGUUUUGUUUAUCAACAAUCUAGUCCCUCACAGAAGUUUAGAAAACUUCUCAGACAAAAUUCGUUGGAGUUUGGACCUAAGAUGGCAAAGACCUGACAAGCCAAAUGGGUUUUAUGGCCUCAAGGAAAACAUACUUCUGCGUACCUCAAAGGACCCGAACUACACGGUGGAUUGGACCGAGUUUGCGUCGUGUGACAGGACCGAGUUACAACGAGGUCAUCAGGAGGUGAAAAUGAAACUUGAGAAGGAAGAAAUCAAACUUAAGCCCGAGGAAGAUCCAGAUUUUGACACCACCAUCAUUGGUCCCUGGAUGGGCCAGUGGGAGAUAGUGCAUCAUAACAGACACACUGUUAAAUACAAGGACCCAGGAGAUGAUGAAGAAUCGUGGUCCAAUUAUCGUGGAACAUGGACCAAAGCAUAAGUUGAUUCAAGAGAAAAUUGUUAUUUCUUGGUUGUUACCAGUAAUCAUGGUAGUGAGUGAUUCAAAAAUUCAACACAAAUGAUCCAUUAAGUUCCCAUCCAGAUCAAUUUAAAACGGGCAUGAUUUCUGAGCCGAAACGAAAUUCCAUUCUAUGAAAAACGGCUGAUGUAGUCAAUUCCGUGGAGAAAACCACAAUUCGAAAUUACUGUUAGGACGAUGAUAAAAUUGUGUCGUUUUAGAAAAGCAGUUCGAUGGAAGAAUAAAAGAAAAUGGAGAGCCUUGUCACAUUUUUAAUGUCAAAUAGAACGAUCAUAGUGUUGAAAUCAUUCUAAAAAGAUACCAAUAUGGUCGAAUUUUUUUUUCUUUUCUUUCACCCUGUGAAAGAAAUCAGAAAGAAAAACGACAGGUGUAGGCCAAUAAAUUAUUGAAUUAAAGUAUAAGUUAAAAUGCU